This is a messenger RNA of Dovyalis caffra, 693 nucleotides long. The record is from the annotation of a GenBank genome assembly. Lineage: Eukaryota; Viridiplantae; Streptophyta; Magnoliopsida; Malpighiales; Salicaceae.
AUGGAAUCAUCACCAUCAGCAGCAGCGAUAGUGAGUACAAACGCCAACAUCAACAUGGAUCGAACAAGAAGAAAAAAGAAGAAGAAAUCACAGUCGCAACAACAACAAUCAAAACAGAACAAAAAUUCGCAAAGCCACGCCAAGUGGAAAACAGAUGCACAACAACAAAUCUACUCAUCCAAACUCAUCCAAGCCUUAAGCCAAGUCAAUAUCAACCCUUCGUCUUCAUCAGCUCCGCGUCAAGGUCGAGCCGUUAGAGAAGUUGCUGAUCGAGCUUUAGCUUUCGCAGCUAAAGGUAAAACCAGGUGGAGCCGAGCCAUUUUGACUAGCCGGAUUAAACUAAAAUUUCGGAAACAACAGCAUAGGAGACAGAGAUUUGCGUCUUCGUCUUUUUCUUCUUCUUCAGGAUCUACGGCUGUUACAACCGGGAGUAGCAGCAGGCCGUCGAGGAAACAUAAAGUGAGUAUUUUGAGGUUGAAAGGGAAGGGUUUACCGGCUGUUCAAAGGAAAGUUCGUGUUCUUGGCCGGUUAGUUCCCGGUUGCCGGAAACAACCAUUGCCUGUUAUUUUGGAAGAAGCUACAGAUUAUAUUGCUGCUUUGGAGAUGCAAGUUAAAGCCAUGUCUGCUAUAGCUGAGCUUCUUUCUCGCUCUAACUCCGGAGCCGGCUCUACUUCUGAGCCGAUGAGCUCCUGA